GUAACUACCCUCAUAUUUAGUAACCUUUGACUUUUGAAGAAGUAAAAAAGGGGAAUAAAGUAAGGUAUUGAUUUCUUUCUUAUAGAAUUCUUGAAAUCUUAGGCGCUAUUAAGGACGCUAAGCGCUGCAUCUGCAUGUACAUAGUAAGUAGGAUCGUUUUGCAUAACUCAUAUAGAAAUAAGGUUAGAUAUCCGUGGCAUGCUCGACCCCUGGAAGCUUAUAAUUAAGUCUCAAAAUGCCCUCUAAUGAGUACUGAUACUUAUUGCGGAAAAGUAGAUAGGUACAGCUGCCAUAUCCGGAACUCUUAAUUAGUCUCUGCAUCUGAAAAUGCCUCAUAACAUCAAUGUGUUUAAGAGACCAUGAACAAUUUUCAUUGUGUGGAUGGAAGUGUCCGCCUACUUGCGUGAAUUUAAUAUUUCUAACUUCAGGCGAUGUGCAAUGUGCCUCAUUAUGGGACUGCCGCGUUGGCUGUCGGUGUGCUGCCGGGUACGUACGAGACGAAUAUUCCAAGAGAUGUGUAUUAGUGCAGCAAUGUCCAGGUAUUCACAUGAUUCAACAUUGCCUGAGGAGCCGCAAAACGUUUUAUAUAAUGAAUAUCCGAUUCCAUCGAGCAAGAACAUACCAGUGCCGACUAUAUGGUACAGCCAAUGGACGCCAUAUACGCAACAAUCACGAUCUGAUGUGGAUAUUUAUCCUUACGUACACCCUUUGUAUUCCAAGCUGCCUGUAUCUAUGAUGAAUUCUCUGCCUCCAGUUCAUCUAACGCAUUUUUCCAGUGUCUUACCCAGGCAGGAAGCUAACUUCAGAUCCCAUACGGAUAUGUCGGAAGAGGAAAGAAUAUUACUUCCCAAUGACAGAGUGACUCGAUCGAGUGAAGAAGAUUUUAUUGAGCAAUUAGAACAUGAUGCCAUAAUGAAUAACAUUUUACCAACAAUGCCAUUUCCUUUUUUUCGUGAAAGCCAGAGGUCUUAUCCCGCACCCAUAUCGCAUCAUUCUGGCAGCAACCCUUUUAUGGCUUUGUUCCGGUCAGGAAUAACUACUGAUUAUAAUUCUAUACCAUUGUUAUUGGGUUGCACUCCGACAAUAACAGAAGGUACUAUGGAAAUCAAUAUCUUUCCUCAACAAUACCACUACAAUGUACACGAAAAACUAACGGAAUCUUUGAAUAAAGAAACGCAAACCGAUAUGACAAGCACACUUUCAAUUAAAAGUCCUCAAAUGGAACUUUCUAGAGACGUUUAGUUUUGCAUUUAUGUUUUUGUAAAAAUGUAUUAGUGAAGUGUUCUAAAUAAAACCAUUGUGAAUUUGA
Manduca sexta (tobacco hornworm) is the source of this 1309-nucleotide messenger RNA. RefSeq lists its product as uncharacterized. The transcript has 4 exons. The coding region runs from base 382 to 1242 and encodes 286 amino acids. The record is from RefSeq and is a predicted model, not a curated record. NCBI's taxonomy places the organism in Eukaryota, Metazoa, Arthropoda, Insecta, Lepidoptera, Sphingidae.